Messenger RNA from Condylostylus longicornis, 1052 nucleotides. Its product is annotated as fas-associated death domain protein-like. The record is from RefSeq and is a predicted model, not a curated record. Gene Ontology annotation, biological process: regulation of apoptotic process. The transcript is spliced from 2 exons. NCBI's taxonomy places the organism in Eukaryota, Metazoa, Arthropoda, Insecta, Diptera, Dolichopodidae. Gene Ontology annotation, molecular function: protein binding. Bases 133 to 804 code for a protein of 223 amino acids.
AUAAUUUUAUCAUAUUGUCAUUUAUAAAAUACAUAGUGGAUUUGUAAAUGUUAUAAAUUGUUAUAAAUUUUGAGUUAUACAGCUGUUAUUGAAUAUAAUAUAAGCACAAUUUUUCAUCAAAGUACUUUCAAAAUGCCAAGUUUAGAUAUAGCGGAUUUGUUAAUUUUUUGCGCUGAUGACAUAUCAAGAAGACAAGCCGAUUUAAUAAGAACAGAAGAAUCUCUUUUAAGCAUAUUGGAAAAAAGAGAUUUAAUUGAUAAAAAUGAAUUAGAAAAGAUGCGACCAUUGACAACAUUAAAAGUGAAACAAGCUAUCGAUAGAUAUAAACCGCCUACAGAAAAUCUGGUAAACGUUUAUGCUAUACAACGUGAAAAAGAUGAGGAAGCACGGAAAUUAUAUUUAGCAAGAACUCAAACUAAAAGUACUGAGAUAAGCUUCUAUCAAACAGGUUCAAACGUAACGUCACAAUCAAUUCAACCACAAAAAUCUCAAAACGUAAAUGUGAAAAUAAUACCUACGCUCUUUGAAGAACGAAAGGCUUGGAUAUAUAAAGAAAUAUCCCUAGAAAUCGGUAAAAUGUGGAGAUGUUUCGGUCGUGGUAUUAAUAUUCGAGAAGGUGAAAUGGACAAUUUGGAGAUCGAAUGUAAAAGUAUCGGAGAAAGAGUAUACAAAAUGUUACAUAUGUUAGAGAAAAAUGAGUUCAAUAACAUGGAAAGAGUUUACUAUAAAAUUAUUAAAAGUUUAGAGGAAAACUGUAAUCGAAGAAAAUUAAGCGAUAAAAUAAAGAAAUCUAUGAUUAGAUAACAUUAAUUAAACAGAAAAAUUUAUACACGUAUUAAACAAAACAUUAAGGCUUUGAAAAUCUAUUAAAACCCACACGUGCAUAAGGAUUUGGGGAAUGAUUUUAACAUAAUAAAAUGAAAUAGAUACAUACAUAGGUGCAUAAUAAUAUUAUAAAUACUAUUUACGUAUUCUUCAUUUGUCUAAUUUUAAUCGAAAUUACAUGGAGUUUUCAAAAAUCCAUUUUUCAAUUAAAAUUGUAGAGCUAAGUA